GACGAUGUCAAUGAGACCGGCCUGGGGGCCAAAGUUAUUUCUCGUGCUGAUGACGACCACGAUCGUUAUCGGCAAUUAUCAGCGUCAUCGUGAGAGGACCUAUUUACGCGAGCAGCUCGUUAACGUGCACAAAGUAACGAGGAACGUCACCAAGUUACAAGAGGAAAUAAUUGCCAAUCUGCCACCCCUUCGUAUUCCUCGAUUGAGACAUCAUCGAGUAACGGACUGGGAUCCUUAUUUCGAGAAUGCAGAAGGUCAGGGUAUUAAUGGAUCCCAAAAUGUCGCGUUACAUCUUGGUGCCACGGCUCUUCUCGAUUGUCGUGUUGCGAUGUUGUCUGGGAAACAGGUCAUGUGGUUACGCCGCAACGCGGACUGGGCAUCCCUUUUAACUCUGGGUAACACUACUCACAUUUCCAAUCCCAGGUACAGCGUUAGCUUUCAAUAUCCAAAUAAUUGGAGGCUGGCGAUUGCUGGGGUAAGAAAAGAGGAUCGUGGAUUGUACGUCUGUCAAGUGAACACGCAUCCCCCGAGAAUGCUCAUCACGAACGUCACCGUUUUAGCUCCGGAUAUCAGGAUCGUGGACGAGGCCAGACACGAGUUGCGAGACCGUUAUUACAAAACCGGUAGCGGUAUCGAGUUGGCAUGUGUCGCGCGGCCAUCUUGUCCCGACUCGAAGAUACCGCAUCCCGUCUGGAGGAAAAAUGGCGAAACGUUGCCGGAUCACGUGAACGUUUAUCACAUUAAUGGGUCGAACGAAGAUCUGGUGACCAAGCUGUACAUCGAACAGGCAAAAAAGACUGACAGUGGUGAAUACUCGUGCUCAGUGAGCCAAUUCAGUACUGCCGCAGUGCAUAUUCACGUUUUGAAUGGUGAAAAGCAAGCAGCAGUUCACCAUGACCAGUGGAAUGCAGCGCGAGCAAAUCACCAUGAAAAAUUGAGCAGGUUAUACAUCAUGAUCGCCAGCUUUCUCCUGCCUCAAGUUUGGAUGAUCAACUCGCCAUGAAUCCAGUCGGAUCUUAAAACCAUAAUCGCACGUUACUUCGUCUCAUCCGUUUGUGGGUGAAAACGUUGAAGCAACAGA
Megachile rotundata (alfalfa leafcutting bee) is the source of this 1081-nucleotide messenger RNA. Its product is annotated as zwei Ig domain protein zig-8. Gene Ontology annotation, biological process: synapse organization. The record is from RefSeq and is a predicted model, not a curated record. Lineage: Eukaryota; Metazoa; Arthropoda; Insecta; Hymenoptera; Megachilidae. Gene Ontology annotation, cellular component: neuron projection membrane.